GUCAAGGCAUUUAAACAGACUCCACUCCAUAAAACGUGCUUUGUUAUCCAGAAGAAGAUAAUAUUCUUCUUGUGGAGACUCUUAAGGAAAAAGACUGAGUAGAGUGUGCUUGCUUAGCCACAGUCACUGGAAUGGGGACAGAAAGGGUUGUUAGCCUUGUGGCUUGUUCUGAAAGAGGACAAAGUAGUGUAGUCCUCAGAGGUGUGAUAGCUGUGCUGGCUAUUAUCACAGUGCUCAAUGUAGGUGGAACCUUAUUCAUCCUAUUGCAAUGGAAAGACCUUGCUUCUAGAGUCAAGGAACUGGAAUCUUAUCAAAGACCAUCCCAAGAGGACUUAUUGACCUCUCACCUGAACCAGCUAGUAUCAGAGAUAAAAGAGAAAGAUUUGGAGGAAACAAGGACGCAGGUCUCCAGAAACAAGAGGAGCCAUCGUCACAGGCAACAAGAAUCCUAUAUCCGAGCUGAGAAUGAAGACAUGCUCAUGAUGAUGACAUAUUCUAUGGUCCCGGUUCGUGUCAUGCUUGGUUUAUGCAACAGCACUAAAGGAAUCUGUCUAACAGGUCCACCUGGUCCUCCGGGACUCCCUGGACUUGAUGGAAUGGAUGGGAUGCCAGGAUUUAAUGGUUCAGAUGGGGUUCCUGGUCUACCAGGUCAAAAGGGGGAACCAGGUGCUCCAGGAAAAAGAGGGAAAAUUGGUGAACCAGGAAUCAAAGGUGAACAGGGCGAAAAAGGAGAGAAAGGAGAUCCUGGUGAAAUUGGUUCCCCAGGAAAGGAAGGCAUGCCAGGAAAAAGGGGUGAAAAGGGGGAUAAGGGGGACAACGGUGACACAUCUAAUGACGUCCUCAAUGAAGGUAUGAAAGGAGAAAUGGGACCUCCAGGCCCACCAGGGCCACCUGGUCCUCCUGGACCCAUGGGUCCUCCAGGCAGGAAGAAAGUAAAAGUCCAGCAAGCCAUACAAGAGUUCAGCACUAAAUGCACAGGCGAGACCUGUGCCGUCCCUAAUGACGACACCAUGGCUGGCAAAUCUGGUGACAAGACCAAUGGCAUUCCUCCAAAGAAAGAUGACUGCACAAUAAAGGACAUUGAGAAUCCAGUUCAUGUUGUAAAAGUAAAAGAGACAUUUGGAGCUUGGAUGAUGGAUUUCUCAAACCAAACCAGUGAUAAAAGAAUUUGGGUUGUGUCACAUUUUUCAGGAUUAAUAGUAAAGGAAUAUGAAAAUACAACGGCUUUGCUGAAUGAUAAUUACAAGAGCACAAAACUGCGUUGGUUCUACCAUGGAUGCGGGCAUCUCGUGUACGACAAUUCACUCUAUUAUCAUAAGGGAGGAUCAAAUUAUAUUGUAAGAUACGACCUUGAUAAUGAAAACUAUCAGACCCUCAGCAUUGACAACGCGGCUUAUCACAAUCGCAACUACCUCUUCUCAAAUUCCAAAUCUUACUUUAAACUGGCAGCAGAUGAGAAAGAUCUCUGGAUAAUCUAUUCCUCUGACACGGAUAAAACUAUCAUGGUUGCUCACUUGGACGAUAAGACCUUCUCUGUCACCCAGCACAUCAACACAACUUAUCCAAAGCCCAAAGCGGGCAAUGCAUUUAUUGCGUGUGGAAUCCUUUAUGUUACAGACACCAAAGAUUUGAGGGUGACCUUUGCAUUUGACCUCUUGAAGCAGAAACAGGUUGAUGCUAGCUUUGACCUUAGGUCAUCAACCUCAAUUCUUGCUAUGCUAUCCUACAACCCUAAAGAUCAGCAAUUAUACGCCUGGGAAGAUGGAUACCUAAUGUUAUAUCCUGUGCGCUAUGUAUCUAGCACUUAGUGGGGGCCUAUCAGCAGCCAUGGUACCCAUAAAAGUAACUAACUGUGUUAAUAUUUCACACGUAAAUGAACAUUUAUAAGCAUCAAGCUUGGGAUUAUAAUUCUGGAGGUCAAAUGAACGGUUUACAUAUCAAAUAUACUUUUUAAUGAACACAGUUGUUAAGAAAUUCUGAUACUUGUUUCUGCCUAGUCGCAGGUUGUUUGCUUUGGCACAUAAUAACUUUGUAGACAGAAUAAAGUAUACAGUCA
Bufo gargarizans (Asiatic toad) is the source of this 2056-nucleotide messenger RNA. RefSeq names its product gliomedin (gene GLDN). Lineage: Eukaryota; Metazoa; Chordata; Amphibia; Anura; Bufonidae. The transcript has 10 exons. The record is from RefSeq and is a predicted model, not a curated record. Gene Ontology annotation, cellular component: cell surface. Gene Ontology annotation, biological process: signal transduction. Bases 132 to 1808 code for a protein of 558 amino acids.